AUGUUUGGCUUUCCUCAGCAGCAACCUUCCGAAGAAGAACUUAAGAAGCACCAGGAGCAAACCAACAGCACGGUAAUGACUGCUGCUUACGCGGCCGCGUUCCUGUGGGUGUCUCCAAUCGUGUGGAACUUCAUCAGAAAACAGUGGAAGUAA
Molecule: messenger RNA, 153 nt
Organism: Eremothecium gossypii ATCC 10895
Lineage: Eukaryota; Fungi; Ascomycota; Saccharomycetes; Saccharomycetales; Saccharomycetaceae
Gene: TOM5
Product: Tom5p
Exons: 1
Coding region: 1-153 (50 amino acids)
Cellular component (GO): mitochondrial outer membrane; mitochondrial outer membrane translocase complex
Molecular function (GO): transmembrane protein transporter activity
Source: RefSeq, marked provisional